Messenger RNA from Triticum dicoccoides, 4997 nucleotides. RefSeq names its product protein NETWORKED 2D-like. Lineage: Eukaryota; Viridiplantae; Streptophyta; Magnoliopsida; Poales; Poaceae. Gene Ontology annotation, molecular function: actin binding. The record is from RefSeq and is a predicted model, not a curated record. Bases 156 to 4688 code for a protein of 1510 amino acids. The transcript has 3 exons.
GUCCUGCGUGCAACAGGACUGAUGAUCAGCAGGGACGCAUUCGUUUAGUCUUGUGUGCGCUGGAGGCGAAGGUGAACCAGGGAGGGAGUUUGGAGGAAGAGGAGGGGCUAGGUGGCUAACCGGCGGCUGGAGAAGCGCGGCGGAGGAGAGGCGGGAUGCUGCAGCGGGCGGCGAGCAACGCCUACUCGUGGUGGUGGGCGAGCCACAUCCGCACCAGGCAGUCCAAAUGGCUCGACAGCAACCUCCAAGAUAUGGAAGACAGGGUCAAGUGCAUCCUCUUACUCCUGGGAGAGGAAGCAGAUUCUUUUGCAAAGAGGGCGGAAAUGUAUUACAAGAGGCGACCAGAGGUGAUCAGCUCCGUGGAAGAAGCGUACCGGGCAUACAGAGCCCUUGCAGAACGCUAUGACCACAUGUCAGGAGAGCUACACAAAGCAAACCACACUGUUGCAACUGCCUUCCCUGACCAGGUUCAGUAUUCUAUGCUGGAAGAGGACGAUGACAGUCUCCCGAAGGCGUUCACGACGGUUGAUCCUCGUAAAAUCCACAAGUCAACGGUGGAAGGGCUGAUGAAUAAGAAGAAAGGAGGGAAGCCAGGACUGAAGGACGGAGGAAAGAGUCGUGCAGCACCGGCCAACAAGGAGAAUGCGCAAAAGGAGAUCAGCAGGAUGCAGAAAGAGAUAUUGGUGCUGCAGACUGAGAAAGAGUUCAUCAAGAGCUCUUACGAGAGUGGAAUCGCAAAGUACUGGGAUCUUGAAAAGCAAAUCAACGACAUGCAUGAAGAAGUCUGCUACUUCCAGGAGGAGUUCAACGAAAGCGUGGUGAUCGAAGAUGAUGAGGCCAGAGCUUUGAUGACAGCAACUGCUCUUAAAUCUUGUGAAGACGCCAUCGCCAGAUUGCGGGAACAGCAGAGGUUAUCGUUCAGCCAAGCAAUGGUUGAGCUGGAAAGGGCCAGUGUUUCCAGAGAGAAACUGAAGAAUAUCAUGAAAGAGCAUGGUAAGUUCAUAUCAGAUUCAGGAAACUCUCAUUACGAGAAUGUGAGAAACGAUGCCAGCGUUAAGAUGGAUGAUCUGUACCCUAUGAAGCAGGAGAAAAUUGGAAUGGAAGCAAUAGUAGAUAAGAUCAAGGAAUACUUUCAGAAAGACACUGAUAUUUCUGUGGCAGAGAUUGCAGAGAGAAUUGAUGACAUGGUCAAUAAAGUUGUGGACUUGGAACUCAUGGUUUCAUCACAGACUGCUAAGAUAGAUAGGCUGUGUCUGGAAAACACAGAGCUGGAGAUGUCACUGCAGGAACUGGAGGGAGAGAAGGCUAUAGCAACCAGUGGCUCAAAUGAAUUGAAUGACAAGCUAGAGAAGGCAGAAGAUGAGCUGAUGAGAGUGCAGUACCUUGAAAGCUCCUUCCAUGCAGAAGAAAGCAUAGUCCAUUCGAAUUUCACUGAAACGGCAAGUAGCUUCUGUUGUAUUACAGACUUGUUGCAGUCACCUCCUGUUGAGCACCAAGGUGGUUCUGUGCCCAUGCUGACUCAUGAAGCGGCACCCAUUGCUGACACUGAAUCAUCUGAUGAGUGCGAGAAAACAGAACCUGAAGAAGAUCCUCAGAUGGAUAAAGCUACAAUAAAGCCUGACAUAGAUGAACUCCCUGAUUGUUCCAGUAAACUGGAGCUAGCUACGGUCAGUGAUAACUGUCACCAUGACAUCAAGGAAGAAAGGCAAUACUGCGCAGAUGAUUUGGAGGAUUUGUGGGAUUGCGGGCUUGAAAGAAAGUCCAGCUUUGCAGUUGCAUCUGUAAAUAAGGAAACAGCAGAAAAUGUUAUUACAGAUAUGUUGCACUCACCUCUCACUGAGCACCAAGCUGGUUGUGUGCCCACACUGGCUGAUGAAGCAACACCAUCCGCUGACACCGAACCAUCUGGCGAGUAUGAGAAAAUAAAACCAGAAGAAGAUCCUCUGAUGAAUAAAGCUACAAGAAAGCCUGACAUAGAUGGACUCCCUGAUUGUUCCAGUAAGUUAGAGCUAGCUACAGUCAAUGAUAACUCUCACCAGUCUAACUGUUACAAUGACAUUAAGGCAGAAAGGCAUGACUGCACAGAUAAUUUGGAGGAUUUAUGGGAUUGUGGGUUUGAAAGAAAUGCUAGCUUUGCAGUUGCAUCGGUGAAUAAGGAAACAGCUGAAAAUCCAGACAAUGAUACUACAGAUAUGUUGCAGUCACCUCUCACUGAGCACCAAGCUGGUUAUAUGCCCACAAUGACUGAUGAAGCAACACCACCCGCUGACACUGAACCAUCUGGCGAGUGUGAGAAAAUAAAACCAGAGGAAGAUAAUCAGAUGGAUAACAAUACACAAAAGCUUCACAUAGAUGGAUUUCUGGACUGGUGUGGUAAGUCAGAGAUAGCUAUCAUCAGUGCUGAUUCAGAGGAUUUCGGUAAAUCUAGCUUUGCAGCUGCAUCAGUAGAUAAUGGCACAGCAGCAAAUGCAGAUAACAGUACAUCUGGUGAACAUAACAAUACAGAAGUGAAAUAUAAUCAUGGAGCCAUUGGCAGCAACAUGCAACCAUAUGUUGUACAUUCCCAUGAGCAAGGUUCAGUAGAUCGAUUGCAUCAAAAUUCACCUGAAGUCUCAUGGGAUCACGACCUAGAACAAGUGGAUGGCAAGCAAGAUUCAUUGACAGUGGUUCAUAGCACUUUCGGAGGCCACUCAGAACAAUAUAUGAACAUAGAAGAACGGUUACAAUACUCGCAUUUCACUGAAACUUUCGCUCCUGGCAAUGGGAAAGCUGUUGGUGUUGGAGAUCAAGAGAACAACAUGGCUAAUAUGCAGCAGUUGCUUAUGAGUGGACUCCAAGACAAGGAAAUGGUACUAUUAACCGAGUGCAAGAAAAAAGAAUCAGAACAAGAUCCUCAGAUGGAUAAAGCUACAAGGAAGCCUGAAAUAUAUGGAUUCCCUGAUUGUCCCAGUAACUUGGAGCUAGGAAACAACAGUGACAACAGGCAGCCAUCUAACAGUUACCAUGAAAUUAUGGCAGAAAAGCAUGACAGUGCAGGUGAUUCAGAGGAUUUGUGGUAUUGUGGGCUAGAAAGGAAGUCUAGCUUUGCAGCUGCAACCGUAAAUAAGGAAAAGGCAGAAAAUGCAGACAAUGAUGCAUUUGGUGAGCAUAAAAAUAAAGGAGUGAAAUAUGUUCAUGACAUUGUUAGCGACAAUGGCAGCAGCAUGCAACCCUAUGUUUUUCAUUCCCAUGAGCAGGGAUUAGUAGAGCGAUUGUAUCAUGUUUCAUCUGAAGUCCCAGCAGAUCAUCAUGUGAAGUCAGAGGACGACAAGCAAGAUUCAUCAACAUCUUGUCAUAGCAUUUCCAAAGGCCACUCAGAACAAGAGAUGAAGAAAGCAGAAGAGUCAGAAGACGCACCUACCACUGAAAAUUCAAUUCCUGGCAGUGAAAAGGCUGUUGUUGUUAGAGAUCAAGAGGAGAACAUGGCUAAUCUGCAGAAAUUGCUUAUGAGUGGACUCCAAGACAAGGAAAAGGUACUACUGACCGAGUACACUUCUAUCCUCCGAAAUUACAAAAAUGCAAAGAGAAGGCUUACAGAAGUGGAGAUAAAGAAUCAGGAAUGUUUGGAUGAGAUGAAAGCCAUGAUGAGCGAACUGCGCUCUGCCAAUGAAUUGAAGGACAAGGAGAUUCGGUCACUGCGUGAACUCCUGAACUCUUCCACUGACAAAGAUGCACAGCACAAUGGCCAUCAUCAAAUGAAUACAUACACGUCCUUGAGUAUCAAGAGUGGGUCCUUCAGGGGGCACCGAAGGAUCCCAAGCUUUUUGCCUGGUCAUCAAAGGAGACAAAGCGCUUCUUCGAGUUUGAGGAUAAUCAUGAAUAAUUCUAGUCCCAAGAACAAAGAUGAUGCAUCACAUGAUGCUGUUUUCGAGCCAGAAAGAAUCGGUAUGGGUGACAUCAAAUUAACUAAUAUUCUUGAGAUGCAGAAUGCCUCACCUCUUGAGGACAAGUUCAGAAGAGACAUCGAUGGGCUUUUGGAGGAGAACCUAGAGUUCUGGAUGAAGUUCAGCACAUCAUUCGAAAAGAUUCUAGAAUUGCAGACCAAGCAUGAUCAGCUGCAAUCAGAGAUUGGCAAGCAAACAAACGAGGACAAGCUCAAGGAAAACAGCGGUGGCACAAGUGAUCCCCUUGCAAAAGCUGAACCCGAAACCAUAGAGAAGCGGCUAAGGGAACUUAAGAUUGAAAUGCAAGUAUGGCUGGAACAGAACGCUAUGUUCAAAGGGGAGCUCCAGUGCAGGUUUGCUUCCCUCUGCGGUAUACAAGAGGAAAUCCAGGCAGCAAUGGAGAUGGAUGCAGAGACUGUGGAAGGAAUUCAAUUCACUUCAUACCAUGCUGCCAAAUUCCAAGGGGAGAUCUUGAGCAUGAAGCAGGAGAACGACAAGGUUGAGGAUGAACUGCAGGCCGGCUUAGAUUAUAUAAGAGGGCUACAAGAAGAAAUCGAAAAGAUCCUGGCAAAGAUACUGAAGAGCACUAGCUUAUCUGGGUCGAAAGGCAGCAGCCCUUGGAGGAAUGCGCCCUCUAAGUCACGAGUGCCGCUCCGGUCAUUCCUCUUCCCAGCCAAGAAAAAGAAACCAUCGCUGUUGGCAUGCAUGAAUCCAGCACUGCAGAAGCAGUACAGUGACAUGGCAUUCUUCGCUAAAAUGGAAUAGGUAAUCAGGCCUUCAGGAUGGAACCAAAUUCAUCACACACGGAGCCAGAUGAACUGUGAGGCAAAUAUGAUUAUCAGGUUGUAUCAGGCAGCUUCGUUCGGCUAAUUACAAGCCUCCCACAACAUAUUUAAGGGAGAAACUAGGGUUCACAUUUAGCUAUUUCUUUUCAGGGGACAUACAUAUAUAUACUUUUGUCAAUAAUUUUUUCAUGCACUAUGGCAGUGAAUUUCUCAUUAUUUUAGCUACAAAAGGCAGGAAUUUUAUCUGUGUGAUUUAUGAGAUGAGCUGCACGAUUGGUUUGAGCCUGCC